AUGGAAGGACAGGACAGUUUUGGAGAGGCUACUCUCACUGUUCUCCAGAAUUAUCGACCUUCUGAAAAUAAAACUUGUUGGACAUAUUCCUUGUCUCUGCAUUUAGCUGACAGUAACAGCUCCUGGGGUCAGGAUUCCAGUCAAGUCGAUCUUUUGGAAUGGGCUGCUGGUCCUGGCAGGUCCGCCAAUCCACUGGAAUGUGGGGCCUGGAAGAUACCUCAAAAACUACCACCAGGUUCAGAACACAUGAUGCUAUCUAUGGAGAAAAGCUCCAGAAUACACAGAUUCACCGCACGACAGGUUUAUGAGGACAUUGGUGACAAGUCACUGACUUCGGGAUACACCAUGGGGCACAAUCACCAAGGCAACCCUGUUCAAAGAAGAGCAAGAUGUUGGGGUCUUUACCGAAGGAGAUUUACCAAUUGGUCUGAGCCAGUCACAUUUGGCAUGAAUCCUUCAUUUCAUCUGCAGCAAGAAGGAAAUGCAGCAACGAGUGAUAUGCAAGUGGACUCUCCAGUAAGAUUCAAUCCUUAUGCCAUUCCACCAUAUCAUCGGAGAGGUACUAUUCAUAAACAAGACCAAACCCAGGUUAUCACAGAAAGAGAGAAAAAAUUUCCAGAGGGAAAAAUGGAGUGGUGCAGGCAGGAUGGUACAUCUGGGAACUGGUUCAAGAUCACAAUUCCAUUUGGCAUAAAAUAUGAUGAGAAGUGGCUGCUGGAUUUGAUUCAGAGCCAAUGCAGUGUCCCUUUCACUCCGUUUGAGUUUCACUAUGAGAAAAUGCAGGCCCACUUCUUCGUGGAGAGUGCCAGCAUCGCCUUUGCACUGAGGAGUAUCAGUGGCAACAUUUGGGACCAGGAUAAUGAAAGAAUAUCAAUCAUCGUCACUCCCUCUGACAUGCCCCACUUUGUGCAGAAGGACCUGAAAAAGGCAGGGCAGGUAAUACUGACCAUGAACAAAUAUGAUACCUCCCAGGAAGCACUUGACAUCCAGAAACUCCGCUUUGACACAGGUAUGGCUGAGGACAGUAAUUCUAUAGCAGACUUGAGGACACAUGAUGUCAGAAUGGCACCAAAUCCGGGAAAGAGCAUGGCUGUAUCCCUGCACAUUGAGGAAGAGAAAAUGUCCCAGCUUUUGCCUUUGAACAUGAGCAGUAUCAAACCCUAUCAGCUGCCUGGCAUUAUGGCAGAAGCCUCCAACAUAAACACCCUGAAUGAGGUGAAGUCUAAGGUGAAGUCUGCAGAGGAGAUGGACAAGGAGAAAGGGCUGGAGCCAGAAGAGAUAUGUGUGGACAGAAAUGACCCAUGCACCACCUUUCCGGAUAAGUCCAGCAACAUAAACUCCAUCUUGGAAUUGUUCCCCAAGUUAUUAUGCCUAGAUGUCCAGGAGUCACCCAGUCCAAAUCCAUGUGGUACUGAAGCCCACAAGAUGUUACCACUCAGCAAGGGAAGCGUCUUUGCAUCUGAAACAUUGAAGAAUCUGGUCAUGCAAUUCCUGCAGCAGUAUUACUUGAUCUAUGACUAUGGAGAUCGACAGGGUCUCCUUGGUGCUUAUCAUGCCAUGGCCUCCUUCUCCCUGACCAUUCCCUUCAACCAUGAGGACCCAACUUCGAGCAACUUGUGCAAGUACUUCAAGGAAAGCAGGAACAUGAUAGUGAUCAAGGACCCCUACCUGAGGAGGCAGCUGCUGAAGCACACAAAAUAUGACAUUGUGGACACCCUCAAAAUGUUGCCCAAAACUCAGCAUGACCUCACCUCCUUUCUGGUGGACAUGUGGUUCCAGACGGAAAGGAUGCUCUGCGUUUCUGUCAGUGGAUUGUUUAAGGAAGUGGAGGGAAAGUCCCUGGGUUGUGUACGUGCCUUCUCUCGGAUCUUCAUCACUGUUCCUAUGAGCAAUACCAGUCUGUGCAUCAUAAACGAUGAGCUGUUUGUGAGAGACAUCAGUUUCCGAGAGAUCCAGGGUGCCUUCUCCAUCCCAGUGACCACACCCUACUCCGGUUAUGUGCAUGCCCUCUCCCAGGAGCAGGAGAACAUGGUUGAGGCUUUCUCUACCCAGUUUGGGAUGAAUCUCAAGUGGUCUCAGAAGUACCUUCAUGACAGCAAGUGGGACUACACCAGAGCUACUGAAAUCCUUGCAUUGCCCAAUGUGGUAUCUGGGAAUUCAGGCCAGGUGAGCAGAGGCCUUUGGGCCUGGGGAUGA
This is a messenger RNA of Otolemur garnettii (small-eared galago), 2196 nucleotides long. RefSeq names its product nuclear RNA export factor 3 (gene NXF3). The record is from RefSeq and is a predicted model, not a curated record. NCBI's taxonomy places the organism in Eukaryota, Metazoa, Chordata, Mammalia, Primates, Galagidae. Gene Ontology annotation, molecular function: protein binding; RNA binding. Bases 1 to 2196 code for a protein of 731 amino acids. Gene Ontology annotation, cellular component: nucleus; cytoplasm. The transcript is spliced from 22 exons. Gene Ontology annotation, biological process: poly(A)+ mRNA export from nucleus.